Molecule: messenger RNA, 2424 nt
Organism: Microthlaspi erraticum
Lineage: Eukaryota; Viridiplantae; Streptophyta; Magnoliopsida; Brassicales; Brassicaceae
Source: the annotation of a GenBank genome assembly
AUGGAGGAGAAGAUGAGUGUCGUGGUCUUUGCCUCACUGCUCUUAUUUACCAUCUUUUUAAAUUACAGCUACGCAGAGAUAACAACAGCGAGUCCUUUGUCAAUAGGACAAACUCUCAGCUCCUCUAAUGGAGUUUAUGAACUAGGGUUCUUCAGUCCUAAUGACUCCGAGAAUCAUUGUGUCGGAAUCUGGUUCAAGGGUAUCACUCCCCGGACGGUUGUGUGGGUGGCCAACAGAGAAAACCCUGUUACAGACUCCACAGCAAAACUCACUAUCAGCAGCAAUGGAAGUCUUCUCUUACUUGAUGGCAAACAUGGCGUUGUGUGGUCCAGCGGAGAAAAUUCUGCAUCCAACCCGUCUCACGCCGAGCUUUCAGACAUCGGAAAUCUUAUUGUCAAAGACAGUAUCUCAAGAAACACUCUAUGGGAAAGCUUUAAGCAUCUUGGUGAUACUUUGCUUCCUUUGUCUCCCCUCAUGUAUAACCUCAACACUGAUGAGAGAAGAGUGUUGACUUGUUGGAGAAGUUACACUGAUCCAUCCCCCGGCGACUUUGUGGCUCAGAUUACAUCGCAAGUGCCAUCACAGGUGCUUACUACGAGAGGCUCCAUGCCUUAUUAUAGAUCCGGUCCAUGGGCUAAAACAAGGUUCACCGGGAUACCGGGAAUGGAUGAAACAUUAACAAGCCCAUUCAUCAUUCAGCAAGAUGCAAACCUCGGGUCUUUCUCUUACAUAAGCAGAAACUUAAAGCUCUCACGUUUGGUUUUAACCUCAGAGGGCUUCUUGAAGAGGUUUCAGCAUAGUGGUACCGACUGGGAAUUAACCUAUGAGUCUCCAGCUAACCCAUGCGAUCAUUAUGGUGUAUGUGGACCUUUUGGCUUGUGUGUCACGUCAGCGUCUCCAAAGUGUAAGUGCUUCAAAGGGUUUGUGCCAAAAGACGUUGAGAAGUGGAAAAGAGGAAACUGGACUGAUGGUUGUGUGAGGCACACGGAAUUGUUAUGUCAGGGAAACUCUAGUGGCAAAGAUGCAAACGUCUUCCAUCAAGUUGCCAACGUAAAGCCUCCAGACUUUUACGAGUUUGUAAUCUCUGUGGAUGGUGAAGACUGCCACCGAGGCUGCCUCCAAAAUUGUUCUUGCUUGGCCUUUGCCUAUAUCCGUGGAAUAGGGUGCUUAAUAUGGAACCAGGAGCUAUUGGAUGUAGCGCAAUUCUCUAAGGGAGGAGAGCUUCUUUCCAUUCGUCUAGCUCGCUCUGAACUAGGUGGAAAUGAGCGCAACAAGACCAUUGCUGCUAGUGUUGUGAGCCUUUUUCUUUUUGUGAUAUUGUGUUCUGCUGCGUUUGGUUUUUGGAGAUACAGAGUGAGACAUAAUGAAACUAUAUCGAAGCUUGCUUCACAAGAUUCAUGGAGCAAUGAUCUUACACCGCAAGAUUUCUCAAGUUUAUGUUUCUUUGAGAUGAAUGCUAUUGAACUUGCCACAAAUCGUUUCAGUCUCUUAAAUAAACUCGGGCAAGGUGGAUUUGGUUCUGUUUUUAAGGGGAAGCUGCAAGAUGGGAAAGAGAUUGCUGUAAAACGUCUUUCUAGAAGCUGCGGACAGGGCAAAGAGGAGUUCAUGAAUGAGAUAGUACUCAUCUCAAAGCUACAACACAGAAACUUAGUUCAGCUUUUGGGAUGUUGCAUUGAAGGAGAAGAGAGGCUAUUGGUCUAUGAAUAUAUGGUGAACAAAAGCCUUGAUACAUUUCUCUUUGAUUCAAGAAGAAGGCUUGAGCUUGAUUGGCCAAAGAGAUUUGAUAUCAUUCAAGGUAUUGCACGUGGACUUCUCUACCUCCACCGUGACUCACGCCUCAAGAUCAUUCACCGAGACCUGAAGGUCAGCAAUAUUCUUCUGGAUGAGAACAUGAACCCUAAAAUAUCAGAUUUUGGAUUGGCUCGGAUGUUCCAGGGAACACAAAAUCAGGACAACACUCUAAGAGUUGUAGGAACUAUUGGAUAUAUGUCUCCUGAGUAUGCAUGGACUGGAGUGUUCUCUGAGAAAUCAGACAUCUACAGCUUCGGAGUUCUUCUCUUAGAAAUCAUCAGCGGAGAGAAGAUCUCAAGAUUCAGCUAUAAUGAAGAGUGUAAAACCCUUCUUGCAUAUGCGUGGGAGUCUUGGUGUGAAACUGGAGGAGUUGAUUUUCUGGAACAAGAUGUUGCUGAUUCUUAUUACCCAUUACAAGUUGGGAGAUGUGUUCAGAUUGGUCUGCUUUGUGUUCAACACCAACCUGUAGACAGACCCAACACACUUGAGCUACUGUCUAUGCUAACGACAACAUCAGAUCUUCCAUCACCAGAACAACCCACAUUUGUAGUGCACACUAGAUGUGAUGAAUCCACGUCUAAGGAUUUGAUCACUGUCAAUGAGAUUACACAAUCUGUGAUCCAGGGGCGUUGA